UCACACUACACACAUUUUGCCAAGUGUUGAAAUUGUUUUAUUUUGCGAAAUUCCUAAUAAAACCUGGGGUUAAAAGCUUAGUGGCGUGCAAAUAAGCGAGGAUAAUUUCGCCCGAGCUCUGAGUGUCUCGUUUGCCGUCAUUGCCUAACGCUAAUAACCUGUUUUUGACCUUGGACAGCAUGGAGCGUCGUCGCUUGCACAUGAACAGCCCCAUGGCCGACUCCACGCGGAUUGACGCUUCUUCCAUCGGCAAACGCCCCGUGCCCAGCAGCUUUCUGGCGACACUAAGUCCCUAACGGAACAGCGUGAUCAGCAGCAACGGCAGCCGGACCCCGGAGGAAUCGCUGGCCAGCCAGACGAUGGCCACGACUACAGCAGGCAGCAGCAACAGUAUAUCUAGACAAAAACUGAAUCUUAGUCAGUUGGAUCCAAGGACCUUUGCCGAUGUGCACAGCAGUGGCCUGACCUCACGCAUUGCUGCCUACCACGAGAAUAGCCUUGGAGGACGCGGCAGUGGCAGUGGUGCUGGUGGUUUGCAGCGCAGUAUGUCCGUCAGUAACCUCUACAGUCCACUGUCGCAUUCACGACGGCCCGCAGCCCCACCACUGCCGUACAAGGCGAGUGUUCCAGUGCUCUCGCUGACCAAGAUUGCACCGCCUGAACGAAGCUUUUAUUCCGGCAACACACUGUCUAGCCUGAUGCGGUCCAACUCACUGGUCGGUGUGGGGCUCAAAACCAGCGAUCAGGAGCAGUUGUCGCGGGAGAAUCGACCCAUUCUGCAUCCACCACAUCCGCAGCACGAGUGCGAACCCACCAGAAGUGUUCUGGAGGAGCUCAAGGAAAUCUCGCGGAAACGCAUUAACAGUGGUGAUACACAGUCGGCGCAUGACUUUACGAAAAGAAGCUGCCAGCGAGAGGACUUUGUAGACCUUCAUCAGCAGCACCAUCAGCAUCACCAUCACCAACACCAACAGCAUCACGAACUGCAUCGGCUGCAGCAGCAACAGCACCAUCAGUCUUUCAAAAGACAGCGGGAACUGACCGUCGCCGUUCCCCUCAGGCACAACCUGACCUCACUGCCCGUUCCACCGCCGGCAUUGCAGCAUAUGUACUCCAAUGGAGCGAUUUCGCCCCGCCAGUCGCCGGAGCAGGUGGCCAAGCGUCGUAACUGCAGUUACAGCAACGAUAUUGCCUCUUCGCUGAGCUCCAGUCUACGGCACACCAACAAGCGGAAACUGUUUGACAUGCGGGACAGCUUGCAGCAAAGCCAUAACGAGUCCGCCGCCAGUACCAGUUCGCCCGAAAAUUCGCCCAAGUCAAAGGUUCAGCGUAAGGUAGAUGCUGAGUCCAUCGGCAGGACCCAGAGUAUGCCCAUUCCCGCUGUUCCGCCUGUACCACCAGCACGGACGAUCUCAGCACCUCCCGCCAAGAGCCACAGUAGUGAACAUCGCCCUACGGAGGCUAUUGUUCCGCCUGCCGCACAGAAGCCGAAGCUUACCCUAUUCAAUGCGCGGCAGCCGACGCAAACGACAGGUGAUCGGACGCGUCAGGAUCUCAACAGCCCCGAUGUGGAUGCCGGGGAGUAUGCCGGCAUACAGUUUGUGAAGCCCAAGCAGCAGAACUCUAUGCAGGGUGUAAGAAAUCCCAGCGUGGAGCGUACUCAAAAGACCAAGCUGGCCAUCAUGCUGAGCGGAUUGAAGGGCGAACUGUACCAAGGUGAGCCAGAUGAGCCUGACACCACACUGGUGCCACCGCCUGCAGGUCUGCCAACGCCAAUUAAACCCAUCAGUUCGUCUGUUGUUACAUCUAAGACCACAACAACAACGACAACUACCUCCACGACCACCACAACGACCUCUACGACCCCUGCCCAGACCAUAGUGUCCCCCAACAAGCCAGUUAUAUUGAGCAACCAAGUCAUUGUGCCAGCGGCUUCGACAACGGCAACAACCACGUCUACAACAGUGCCAAAGCUAGCCUUUGGCGCUCUGGGAGGCACAGCAGCUGCACCAGCACCGGCUCCAGUAACAGCUUCAGCUCCAGCUUCAGCUUCUGCAGCAGCUGUUGCUCCCUCUCCCAGAUCUGACCCUGCAGCAGCACCAGCUCCCUCUCCAGUCACCACAGACAAAGCCCCAGAAGCCGGUUUAGGAAAUCAGGCCAAGUUUAGCCUGCCUGCCACUUCAAUAGCUUCCGGCGUAACGUCAGCUCAGCCCUUGUCUUUUGGCAGUCCAAAACCCUCCACAGCACCAACACUGUCCUUUGGAUCUACCACCACAACCACCAGCGCCAGCAGCUCCAGCACAGCAGCCUUAUUUUCCGUAUUUGGACACUCACCAGCUACUACUAAUGGACCCACCGUAGGCGCUGCCACUAGCUUCAAAACCGAAACAACAAAGGAAACCACGUCUACAACUACAGCCAACAGCUUGGGAACACCGAACACAACUUCACUGACCUUUGGAACAUCCACCGCUACGGCAACUGUCCUGCCACGCAUUGCACCAACACUUAACUUCGGCCAGCCUAUUGCAGCCACCACCACAGUGAGCACAUCUCCAUUUGGCACAGCACCGACAGCCAGCAGCAGCAUGAUAAGUCCACCGAAAGCCGCGCCAAUGUUCGCCUUUGGACAAUCAAACUCAACUGCAAAUGGAAGCGCAACUCCAGCAAAGCCACCGGCAGUAUUUAGUUUUGGAAGCAGCAGCACACAAGCCACCAAUGGAGCGACAGAAAGCAAACCCACCUUUGGGGGGGUUUUCAAUUCGAAACCGGAACCCGCGAAACCAGCAGGUAUCUUUGGCAGUCAGGAUGCCACCUUUGGCAGUCCCUUCAAGCCACCAGCAGCUUCAGUGGCGUCGGGAGCUGCCACGUCCACAGAGCCGGCCAAUGCAUUCGCCUUCAAGACUCCAACAACCAGCGCGACUACAACAGCCACAAAUCUCUUUACCUUCGGUGGAGCAACAAGUACGGCCGCUAAGCCAGCGGAACCAGCCACUAGCCUGGCCUUUGGCCAAAGUGCAGGCACAGCUGCAGCCACGCCAUUUAGUUUUGGAGGAGCAGCCACUGCUGCCAAGGAAACGAGCAGCAACACUGAUGCUAACAAAUCCGUAUUUGCAUUUGGAGGAUCAGCAGGAGGAGGAGACAAGAGCUCGAGUAACAAGCCCAGUGCUGUGCUCAACUUUGGUGGAGGUGAUAAGGCUGCUCCUUCGCCGGCUUUUGGCAGCGUAGCCCCAACGGUAGCUGCGGUGACACCAACACCUGGACCUGCCUUUGCUUUCGGAUCAUCAUCGAAACCGUCAACACCUAUGUUUGGUAGUAAUGGAGCCACUGCUUCGCCGGCAGCCACAAAACCAUUUGCAUUUGGUGCAGUGCAGUCGACGCCGACAGCAGCACCUGCACCGACAGGAGGAUUCUCCUUAGCUGCAGUCGCGGCUAAGAAGACCGAGGAGCCUAGUGGAGCCAACUUGUUUGGCAGUCCCGCGGCCAAGCCAAGCUUUAACUUUGGCGGAAACACCAGCAACCAAGCAGCAGGACCAGCAGUUGCAUCACCAGCCGCACCAACUGGAGGCUUCUCUUUCGGCAAAAAGGAGCCGGAUGCCACCAAUGUCUUUGGAAGUGCAGCGAACGCCAAUACAGGAGUCGUGAAACCCACAUUUGGCUUUGGCGGUGGCAGCAAUGCCACCACUCCUGCUCCUGCUACAUCGUCUGGCUUCGGAGGAUUUGGAGCCGGGCAGGCUCCAGCAGCAGCAGCAUCACAACCAGCAGCGGGGGCAUCCAAUCAGAACAAACCCUUUGCAUUUGGCGGCAGCACAGCAACCGGUGCUCCCACCGCUGCACCGAGUAUAGGUGGCAAUCUCUUCGCCAGUGCAGUGGCUGCCACCCAGAACCAAGCCAAGCCGGGAGGCUUUGCCUUCGGUGGGGCUAAGAACUCCACCAACUCCAAUUCCACAGCCGGCAACGCUCCCUUCUCAUUCGGCGGAGCUGCUGCUGGCGGCAUUGCUUCGCCGCCCAGCAACCAGAGCAUGAAUACGGCCAAGCCGUUUAGCUUCGGUGGCGCUGGUGGCAAUCCAGCACCCAGUGUCUUCGGCAGCCCAGCACCCCAGCACCCAGCGCCCCCAGCUAGCAAUCCGGCCGGAGCCUAUAACUUCGGUGGCGGCUCCUCACCAGCCCAACAGGCGAAUGCUGGGAACAUGUUUGCCCCACCACCAGAGAAUCGGCCCUUCCGCAAGGCAACGCGGCGGCUGCAGAAAUAAGUCGGAUGUUUUAAGUCUGUGUAGAUCGUUAUUGUUUCGUUUAGGUACAAUUUCUAUUAAUUUCUUAAUCAUUAUAUUGUGGUAAUUUCAAAAAUAAAGUUUGUAUGAAAGUGUAC
Drosophila serrata is the source of this 4369-nucleotide messenger RNA. RefSeq lists its product as uncharacterized. The record is from RefSeq and is a predicted model, not a curated record. NCBI's taxonomy places the organism in Eukaryota, Metazoa, Arthropoda, Insecta, Diptera, Drosophilidae.